This is a messenger RNA of Pocillopora meandrina, 3448 nucleotides long. NCBI's taxonomy places the organism in Eukaryota, Metazoa, Cnidaria, Anthozoa, Scleractinia, Pocilloporidae. The record is from the annotation of a GenBank genome assembly.
UUGUAUAAUAUCUUUCUACUUACUUUCCAGGUUCGGUUUACCUUCCGUCUGGCUCUUCGAAGGUCAUAUUUUUCAUAUUACUGUGAUGAGAACACGAUUAACGUUGGAGGAAUUAUUGGAUCUGGAGGUUCUUGGACAGCUAAGUGCAGCGAUCCAUUCAGUGCAGUGUGUUCACUGAGCUAUAUAAUCGCGGACACUCGCUUUCGUUGUACUGACUUUAGUCGCAAUGAAGACUGGUCCAUGGGGGAAAAUAACUUCACUUACACUUUUCCUUCUGGCAAUCUGGAGUGGAAUGUGAGGUGGGUCAAUAAGUGAAUUAAGAGAAAAAGAAACACAUGAGAACUGACUUUUUGAGAAUGUUUCACUUUAAGGCAGCACAAAGCCUCGAACAAACAAGAGCCGUUUAUAAUGACCAAAGUUAUCUUUCAAAAGUGGGGUGGUUUUUCAAAUAUUAUAACGGCUGAAAGGCCGUUACCAAUUUGUUGUUAUGACCCGCAAUUAUCUUCUUCUAUCCAUCACUUCUAUAUUCAGUCCCUCGAUUACUCCUUUCUUCCAUUCCUGUUAACUUUUUGGUAAGUGCGCUGACUAACGUAUAAGGCUUUCACAUAUUCAGUUUCGUUGAUGUUAUGGCCUGUCUUCCCAAAUAAAGAUAACUUUCAGCAGUCUCAGUGUAUUUCAAAAACAUCCCUUUCUUGUCUCGUCGACAGAUAUCAAAGUUGCUGUUGGAUUUCCAAUCUUGUGCGAUAUGCUGACUCACAAUGGUCGGUAUCUACCAAAAUAAGUCUCUCUAGACGAUCUGAUAGCGGCAAAAUUAACUCAUCCCCAGUCUCCAAGAGCCCAGCUAUUGUGCGGUUUCAACAGGGCUGUCAGAAGUCUCUUACAAUUCCAGUUGAAGAUCCGGAUGGCGAUUUUGUGAAAUGUCGUUGGGCAACUAGCGCUGAGUCCUCCAUACCAAGUGAUAGUUUUCCUUACGGUGAACUUGAUGAGGUAUAUUUAUACACUCUAAUUAUGUUUUUCCCUUGUUUUAUAAAAACAUGAGAAAAUUUUAAGCCUUGUAAAUUAGGAUGAUCACAACUUAAGACCUAAAAGACUCUUCUAUUCUUCCAUGACAAAAAAAAAGAUAACGUUUCAUAGGGAAAAAGGAAAUUUAGUCUUGAUUAUUCUUGAUGAGUGGCAUCAACACGUGAAAGAAAGAAGGAUCAACAAGCACACUGUGAUUUUCUUGUUAAUCCUAGUGAGAUCUCAAUAUGGCACUUUGAAGUAGGAUAAUCUUAACUUGCUUGAUGCAUGUAAAUAAGGUAUCUUUCAUACUUCGCUUUGCAGAAAAACUGCAUUUUAACUUACAGAGGUGGACUUGGAGCAUCGGGCACAUACGUAGUAACCUUAACUUUGGAAGACUUUCCAGCUGGAACCACAAACUUCAACAACAUCAGACCAUUCAGUGCUGUGCCACUGCAGUUUCUUGUCAUAAUAGGCGUUGGAUCUGGUUCUUGUCAAGACAUACCUGUUUUUACUGCUUCCACACCUCAAAAUGGUGAAUGCUCAGAGAUUCAGAUUGGGUCAGUAUACAAAGCAGUCAUUGAGGUGCGGCUUCCAAACGUUAGUAAACAGUAAGUAUUUCAAGGUUACAAUUUUAGGGCAUCUGAGUUUACGUUUUACAUCCAUGAACUGUUUAUACAAAAACAUAUCCAAAGAUGCAUUACUUGUCUUGUUAUGUUUGCUGUUAACCUAGACUCUUUUGUCAAUGUUCUAAGUAUUGUUGAGAUAACCACAAGCUCUCCACUUGGAAUGCAACUGACACCAUUAAGCUCCCAUGGAGGCAUCUUCUUCAGGAAUGUCACGUGGUAUCCGAGUCAGAACCAAAUUGGGCAGCAGUUGUUCUGCUUUCAAGCUUUGGAUUCAGACGGGUAAGAUGUUCUCGUAUGUUAUGUAAGAAAUUUUUACCUGGAAUCAGGAUUUUGAUGAACUGAAGUUAGAUUGAUUUUUUUUCAAGUUUUAAUCAGAAUUAAUGAUCACUGUUCACGACAUAGCAUAACACUACUGGUGUUUCACUGGAGUGUUAGAUGCUCAUGUAGGCAGUAUUCUUAACUCAAAAUGCACCAGAGCAACUCUGUGCCAAUACAAGAUACAUGUGCAUAAACAGUUCCUGCCAAGUUAACUUUAGAACACGUCGUUAGUAAUUUACGGGAGUAUGAAAAAAAUUCAUGAUUCAUGUUGUGUAAAUCGGCGUGUAUUUAUAGUAAUGAUUCGUGUCAUUUCCAAUUUACAGAUUACAAAGUGAAUGGCGUUGUGUCACGAUCCUUGUGGGGCUAAGUAAAUAAUUUUAUAUCCUCUGAAAUAUUUCAAUUUAUUGAGACAUUAAGAUAAAUUGAGCUUUGUUAAUUUCUCUUUCCCUCUGUUUAAUCUUUAAUACUGUUAAGGCGUUGGCAGGUUCAUUUGCUUUUGAUGCAGACUAGAACUACACAAACAAACACACAUGAUAGUACAAAAUCUUUAAUAAUGAUAAAUGAUAAAAACGGCAAUAAUAACCAUGACAUCAUAGUACACAAAAAUUGACAUUAAAAGCAUAUCCAUUAAGUCAAUAAGUUAUUCAUCUAUGAUUGAAUUACGGUGUACCAUUUUGAUAUUAUUUCAAUGUAAAUACACUUAUUUUUAGGUAAUACGCCUCAUGUUAUUUUGGGUACACGAAGGCCAAUAAGUCCUAUAAGUGAAAUUGGAACAGGACUAAUAUGGUGGAGUAUUCAUUUUAACAGAGUGGUAAUCAACACUCCUUUCUUUACCUUUCAAAUAAUUACUUGUAUGUAGAUCCUCUAUUAGCAUUCUGAUAAAUUUUACCCCUUUAAGGAAUAGCAAUCACGUUAAUUAAUGACGAGCUAAUGUUACCCAGGUAUAACACUAGAUUUCUGUAGCCAGGAAAUAAAAAAAAAUCGAAAUCAUCUUUUGGAAGAACUAGCUUUCAGAUCUUGGUAAUUCAAAAUGUUAGGGAAACAUACAUGAUUAGAAUAUACUUGAAUUUAAGAUUGAGCUUGAUUAUUUACAGAUAAAGAAGCCUCGUAGCUCAGCAUUCAUCCGAUUGGUUCUGCAGUCAAAUGGUUUUACCGUCUUCAAAGUGAAUGCCCUCUCUGGUUACGUUAUUGUGGACAGUAAUCGCACAGUACUUCAUUUUGCCACGCCGAAGGCUGCACUGAGCAUGAACGGUUCAUAUGCCAUCUUGAUAGAUCCCGGUGCAGUAGUUGGGCAGGGGUGCUCGAAUGAUGGUCCACCAACACCUGGUAUAACCUCACCCAGAGACUGGGCCUUCCCCGUAGAUGGUGUCUGCCCUCUUGGUUAUGCUCUGGUUUCUCCAAGUUUUCAAAAGUGUGAGGGUACGUCCGGUAUUGUAGUAUUUAGUGAACAAGUACCCGGUAUCCUUACCCUACAAUACUCCGGUAUGGGUUAUGAGGGUGCC